GCGGCUGCGUGUAGAUGGAGCAGGAGAGAGAGAGAGAGGGAGGCAGGUCUCACCUCGGCGCUUUUCUGCAAUCACACAGUUUGAUCUGAGUUAAAGGAGCUCACGCACUCAUCAGAGAUGUUCACCUCAACUUCUCUAAACGUCUCUUCUAUUUUCCCGACUUCUACCCCGACUAUUUCCCCUACAGAUCAGCUCACAGCCAUUAUGAUUGCAUGUUCUUGUCUGGUGGUUUUUGUCAUGAUUGUUCUACUGGGAUCUGUCAUCUACCGUAAGGAGCCUUUCUGCUGUAAAUCCCGGACUUAUCAAGACUCACAUGCUGACUUGGAUCCUUCCUCUCAACACUACAGCAGCAGGCAAACUUUGGUGGGCUCACCUUGCACUGAUUUACCUCAAAACUUUGAAAAUCUUGAUAACAUCAACCCACAGUCAGGGCAGCUGUUCUACGUGGGCAUGCCAAGCACAUACUGCCUCCCACCCAUGGACCCAUCCCUGCCUCAUCUGCCCUCCUAUGAGAGCGUGCGUAAGAAGGACCGACAGCGGCAGAUUCACAUGAUGAUCGCAGACCGUUUUGGUCUGAAUGAACCCACGACAGCAGAGAAUCCACCCACAUAUGAGGAGAGUGUUCGCCAAUCUCUUCAGUCACUUCAGUCCUUAGAAGGCCCAUUUAACACCAUGCAACCAUCAGUGAUGCCCCAAGUUGUUCUCUCUCAGCCUGUGAAUGGCUUGCCUCAAUAUGAGGAACUACCUCACAUUACUACGACUACUACUACUACAUCACCAGAUAGUAGUAAUGACCAAGGGAUUCAGAUUCAUCACGAAGAAUUAUACUGCUCUAGUCUCUCCAGUGACACUGAGGAACAAUAGAAAAACUAUGGUCUUCAAACAAAUUCCACGUGGAAUAAGCCAAUACUGGAUUAAGCCUGUGCAGCUCAAAGGCCAAAGAAGUGAAAAAGAAAAACCUUUACACAAACACAGUAAGACAAACACGGAGCCAAGAGGAAACUUCCACUAGUAUUCAGGCAAAACCAUUUAAGCACACUAAACAUGUCUUUGUGUUUGAAGCACACUCUACAGUGAUUGACGCUGACUCCUGACACCUCAUCAUUAAAAACAGGGAAUUUGCCUGCAGCCUCUUGCAGAGUUACAAAAAAAGCCUGCAGAAACAAACAGGCUCAAUGCAAAGAACAACCAUUAUUCAGCCUUAAUAAAUGUGAUGAAACUUUCUCAGGUAACUUUUAG
Molecule: messenger RNA, 1239 nt
Organism: Neoarius graeffei (lesser salmon catfish)
Lineage: Eukaryota; Metazoa; Chordata; Actinopteri; Siluriformes; Ariidae
Exons: 5
Coding region: 118-864 (248 amino acids)
Source: RefSeq, a predicted model, not a curated record